UCCUCAUGGACCUCCUCAUGGACCGCCUCAUGGACCUCCCCCUCAUGGGCCUCCUCAUCAUGAACCCCCUCAUCAUGAACCCCCUCAUUUUCACCAACCGCCUCCACCUCCGCCUCACGAGUUCUACGAAGAGCAACCACCACACGCCCACUCACCACCGAGUUAUCAAAUUCUAGAGGAUGACAUGACUCAGGAGAACCUUAGAUUAAGUACUGGACCAAAUAAUGACAUGCGGCCGACCGAGAAGUUUGGCGAUGAUAAACCCGAACCGCCGCCAAUGCCGAACCACCAUAACCGACCGCCACCCCCAGGUUUUAGACCACAUGAAGGGAAGCCUCCGCAUCCACACCACGAUCCUCAUUUUGAACACCGUGGUCCACCUCCUCCACCGGUCGUUCACAUCGUGGUUACAGUUAUCCUGCUUACCCUACUCAUUAGCACUGUUUAUACGCGCUGUUUUGCCGCAUCUCGCAAGAGUCAGCGUAUUUUCUGCGCCGGACGACGCCAAACCCGAGAAGCUCGUCGCCAGUGUCGCCGUAAUGCCUCGGCCAACAGACGUGCGGCUAUUGGAACCAGGAUAGUUGGGUGGCUAAGUGAAAGUGUAAGACGUCAAGAGAUUGAGGAAAAGGAAAAGGAGGCCGUCAUGAGACAACUGCAUAGAUCUGAAAACGAAGAUGAGGAUAACCUUUCUACGACAAUGGAACAGGAGAUUGCGCAAUUCCGUGCAGCUGCCAGCGUCGUGGGCGAUUUAGUUGCAGCAGAAGAGGGCCGUUCUCGUGAAUAUGUCCACGGGAGACAACAGCACAUAAUUCCGACGCCUCCUUGCCCAACUUCGGCUUUCCCAGAUUAUGCAUAUCUUGACGAGGAGCUUCCAGCCUACGACGAGGGGUCAAACGAUUCACGCUUCGUUGCUGAUGGGUUUAGAUAUACUCCUGGGUGUCCGUAUUACACACCAAACGGGUCGUCGACGACGGGAUCAUCGCUUGAUGAGCAUCUGGGAAGAAAGGAUUAAGGGAAUAAUACGGUAUUUAGUGAAUCCGGGGUGACAAGCCUUAACAGGUAUAUUUACUAUGUUUGUAUCAAUAAGGAGUUGGACAGUCGUGUCACAUUGCAUGGUGAGAUACAACGACUUCUCGCCUGGGUUUUUGAAUUUUGGAUGAUGAAUAUUGACACAAGAAUAUGAAGCAUAGGCAAUCUCUUUUGUUUACAUUUGUUACCAAGGUGUAGAUGUGGAUUGUUUCCGAAUGUUCGUCGUGUACUUUUGCUACUUACCAGUAUUGUCAAUUGUCAAUUACUAAUUGCUAGGGUAGAUAAUAUAAUGGGGGAACACUUUAAGA
Molecule: messenger RNA, 1337 nt
Organism: Daldinia vernicosa
Lineage: Eukaryota; Fungi; Ascomycota; Sordariomycetes; Xylariales; Hypoxylaceae
Exons: 3
Coding region: 185-1012 (275 amino acids)
Source: RefSeq, a predicted model, not a curated record